Molecule: messenger RNA, 756 nt
Organism: Necator americanus (New World hookworm)
Lineage: Eukaryota; Metazoa; Nematoda; Chromadorea; Rhabditida; Ancylostomatidae
Exons: 3
Coding region: 1-756 (251 amino acids)
Source: RefSeq, a predicted model, not a curated record
AUGAAAGAAGGCGCAGAAGAGGCGCAAACGAGUCCAUUGGAAGCAAAGAUACAACAAGUGUCGAUCAAGGAUCCAGUUGAAAGAAGACCCAGAUCAAAGGACAAGAAGGAGAGGCAGAAGAAGCGCAAACGAGUCCAUCGGAACCCACCAAGAUGCCGCGAGGAACCGAAGGACGUCAGCAAUUAUCGGUACGAUCAGCUGAGUAAGGACGUGAAAAUGUUCGUGUCCGACGAAGAGGUGGGUCACACUUUCGCUUAUUGGUACAAGAGGUACGGCCUGGUCAUCAGGGAUUCGGUCUUGCCGGAUAGCAAGAAGCGCGAUCUGAUCCUCAUGAAGCUGGACGAGGAUGCAUAUCGUAAAUGCGGAUGCCAUACUAUCGAAACAACCGCACGAAAUCGAUUUCGAGAUCGACGGAUAAACUGCCCGCCGCUGACGGCCAAUUAUGUGCCAUUCCGCGACUACGCUAACAUGGUCAAGCGGGUGGACGAAGACGCUCGACUGAAGGAGCUGGACUACACAGCACUGAAGACACUACAGUUCGUAGCAGGAAUUCAAGAUCCGUCGCUUCGUGAAGUUCGUCUCAGAAUGAUCCGUCGACUGGAUACGCACACAGAGGAUACGCCGUUGACGAUAGAAGACCUCGUUGCUAAAUGUGAGAACUUCACCGCAUUAAAGAUGGACAACACAGACAUGGAAGGAAGUCAUGAUGUACAUGUCGUGCAGAAAAAGAAAGUGAAGUGCUUCAAUUGUGGAUGA